GCAGCAGCAGCAGCAGCAGCAGCAGCAACACCAACGGCAGCCAUCGUUUGCCGACACCCUACACACGUCCCCCUACACACGUCCCCCCACACACGUGCGCGACCCGUGCUUCGAGUUCCGUUGCAGCACAUCACACACACGCGCGCGCGCGCAAACUCCCCUACCAUUGCCGCGCACCGUUCCAUUCAUUGAUCGCAGCCGCUUUUGAGUGCUGAUUCCUGCCUGGCAUUGGCUCGGCUCACUGACAAUCCGAACACUGCACCAGUCCAUCCAUCCAUCCAACUCCAUCAAUCCAAUCCAAUCUCAGCCAAUUCAUCCACGAGUUGACCCAAAGCCCCGCCCGCACAACAACAGCAGUGGCAACACCACCAUCAUCACCAACACCACCACCAGCAACAAGUCAGGCACACCAGUGGCAACCGUCGCGCCGCCACAAGCACAAACAAAGGCCAGCCAAACAAACGGAAACCAGCCAGCCAGCUAGUCAGCCGGCCAGCUCGCUCACAACGACUGUUCCUCCACCCUCAAUUGCUCGCCUCGCCCUUCCACUUUCUCCUUCGCCGCCGCGGCCGCCUGCUUGUGCGUGUGCGUGUGCGUGUGCGUGUGCGUGCGUCCAGGCACGAAACAAAGCGCACUUGCUUUGGUGUUGGCAUUGGGCGACUGCAGCCGCUCGUGACAACUUCCACACCCCACCACGGUCCAGGUACCCGCCAUCAAGGCCACCGCCACCGCCGCCAUGCAGGCCUCGGAGGCUGGGCAACGGCACACGCCCUCGCUGUCAUUAAUCAACACACACUCGGAUCUCCCGCCGCCCUCGCCACGCUCCAUCAAGAAGCGCAUUGACCGUCUCUACAGAGUCGGCAUCGAUAAGUCCAUUGCCAGCCAGGUGGUGGAACAGGCGCCGCAGUGCACAUUCGAGACGCAUCUUGAGCAAGGCAUCGUGGCCAUGACGCAAGCCAUGAAGACCAUCCCCCAGAUCCGCCGCCCCUCGUUUGCCCUGCGCAGCAAGCAGCGCAAGCGCGACAUGCAGGUCAUGGAGGCCGUGAUGCAGCGCAUGCAGCAGAAGCUGGACCACGUCACCACAUAUCCGCUGCCGCGCGUGCAGCCCAUGCCGCUGCCAACCGACCGCACGGCGCAGCUUGAGCGCGGCGUGGCAGCAGGACGAUCCUCGACGCUGCCGCAGGAACACACGCGCGCAUCCCGCACAUCGGCAUCGUCGCCCGCAUCCGCCCCCUCCCUGUCCGCAUCGCACACAUCACCCUCCCCGCACGCUUCCACAUUGUUUCCACACCAGCACCACCAGCAACAGCAACAGCAACACCACGUGUAUGCUGGGUUGAUGCCUGUCGCUGAGGAGGACGAUGUGUGCCCGAAAGCUUUUGAACACCAUCACUAUCAAACCGUCGACGACACCAUGGACGCACGAGAUGAUGGCGAUGACGACGACGAUGAUGAUGAUGACGAUGAUGACGGCAAUGACGACGAUCACUGUCAGCACCACCAUGACCACAGCAAUCGCCUCCACUUUCACCAGCACCAACAACAACACCGCCACCCAGCACAUGCGGCCAUGUCUGGGGCGGUGGGCUAUAGGAUGGGUCAGGAGCCGGUGUAUGGCCAGUGGUCGCCUGCUGCUCCGUCAUCCAUGCCCAUGCACUCGUCCAUGUCCUCUGGCGCCUCCUCCGCCCCCACCAUGGACACGAGCACAGACACCACCGCGACAGUCUCGUCUGCAGCCCCAUCCGUCGCCAGCUCCAGUGCACACGCACGUCGCUGCCACCACGGCUAUACAGACAGCAUUGUUGUCCACGCCGAUGCCCCACUGUACACGCCCCAGACACUUGCGCCGCCAGACACGUCGAGCGUGCGCGCGUCUGCGGCGACGGCAAAGAAGGCGACUGCAGCCAAGUUCUGCAUCGAGCAGCACUUCAACUACAUGCAGAAGCGCCGCAUCGCCCGCAUCUUCCGCGAGCGAAAACUGCAGGAAGAAAUGGCGAAACAGGGGCUGAGCGACGCGCAGCGGCAGCGCGUGGCAGCGGCGCUGAUUGCGCAAGAGUCUGAGUACCUGCGCCUGUGCCGCCUGCCCAUCAUGCUGGACGACUUUACCCGCAUCAGCCCGCUCGGCCGCGGCGCGUUUGGGGAGGUGUCACUUGUGCGCAGCCGCGAGAACAACUUUGUGUACGCCAUGAAGAGCAUGAAGAAGCUGACGGUGUUGCAGCACGAGCAAGCCGCGCACGUAAAGGCGGAGCGCGACAUUCUCGCAGACGCCGACAACGAGUGGGUUGUCCGCCUCUUCUACGCCCUCCAGGACAGAACACACCUCUACUUUGUCAUGGAAUACGUCCCAGGCGGGGAUCUGAUGAGCCUGCUGAUGAGCGCGGGCUACUUCCCCGAGAGCGUUGCUCGCUUUUACCUGGCGGAGCUCGUCAUGGCCGUCUCCUCCGUGCAUGCGCUCGGCUUUAUCCACCGCGAUAUCAAGCCCGACAACGUCCUCAUUGACGCCAGCGGGCACAUCAAGCUGACGGACUUUGGCCUGUGCACCACGUUUCGCUUCAAGCACGACAGCAGCUACUACAACGGCACCGCCGAGCCGCUUCUGCGCGAAUUUGAGACGGAAUGCACGUGCUCCGUCAUCUGCUCGUGUCCCGAGUGGGCACAGGCGGCGUGCGCGCGGCGGCGGCUCGUGCAGGAGCACCACGCCCGCUCCAUGGCGCACUCGCUUGUCGGCACGCCAAACUACAUUGCCCCAGAGGUCUUCAGCCGCCGCGGCUACAACCACUGCUGUGACUGGUGGUCGCUGGGCGUGAUCCUGUACGAGAUGCUGGUUGGCUAUCCGCCGUUUGUUGGGUCGUCACCCGACCACACCAAGGAGAAGGUGGUCAACUGGCGCACCACGCUCAAGAUCCCGCAGACGGCCCACUUUGGCCUGGCCGCAAAGGACCUCAUCAUGCGCCUCUGCUGCGACGUCCCAGAGCGCCUCGGCACAAAGAACGGCGUCCGCGAAAUCCAGGAGCACCCCUUCUUCCAGGACGUUGCGUGGGACCGGACGAACGAGCCACCGUUCAUCCCCGAGCUGAGUAGCGACGACGACGUGAGCUGCUUCAACCAGGCAGCGCAGCGCGCCCCGCCGCCGCCGCCAGAGCAGCCGGAGACGCCCGAACUCUCGCAGAUGCUUGAGGACAACCAGUACCUCUUCAAGUACUUCAACUUCCGCCGCUUCUGGACCAACCCCUCCUGAACUUGAUAGUUGUCGUGCUGCGUGGGGUGCUGCUGGUAUUGGUGAUGUGACAGCAGGGUGGUGUGUUGUUCCACCCCUGGCUCGCCCUGCUCACGCGUCGUUGUUCAAUGUUGUUGUUGCUGACAUGAUUUGUAGUCUCGGAUAAUCGCCCCCCCCCCCUUUCCCCUCGUCUUUCCCUUCCCCUGCCCCUCCCAUCGUUUGCCAAGCGCCGUGCGCUGUCGCAUACUCGAACGAACCAACAGUUGACAUUGACACACACACACACACUUCACCCUUUCUCUUGUUCCUUGUCGUUGUUUCUGUGUGCUCUCGCGUGACAUUCGCUAUUUCGCUUCUCUUCGCUCGUCUUGGUGUCAUCACUCGCUGUCACGUCAUUUCAUGGCAUUGUGCUGUCUUUCUCAUGCGUGGAAUGUGUGUGAAACGUGAUUUUGGUUUUUGGGACUGGCUACGUUCGCUCUGCGUAUUGUGAUCAUGAGUGACUCCAAGCUUCUUCAUACAAGAUGCAAUUUUAA
Salpingoeca rosetta is the source of this 3750-nucleotide messenger RNA. RefSeq names its product AGC/NDR protein kinase. Lineage: Eukaryota; Choanoflagellata; Craspedida; Salpingoecidae. The transcript is spliced from 5 exons. Gene Ontology annotation, molecular function: protein serine/threonine kinase activity; ATP binding. Gene Ontology annotation, biological process: positive regulation of apoptotic process; G1/S transition of mitotic cell cycle; regulation of organ growth. Bases 737 to 3238 code for a protein of 833 amino acids. The record is from RefSeq and is a predicted model, not a curated record.